Messenger RNA from Mugil cephalus (flathead mullet), 1415 nucleotides. RefSeq names its product POP4 homolog, ribonuclease P/MRP subunit (gene pop4). The coding region runs from base 145 to 816 and encodes 223 amino acids. The transcript has 7 exons. Gene Ontology annotation, biological process: tRNA 5'-leader removal; rRNA processing. NCBI's taxonomy places the organism in Eukaryota, Metazoa, Chordata, Actinopteri, Mugiliformes, Mugilidae. The record is from RefSeq and is a predicted model, not a curated record. Gene Ontology annotation, molecular function: ribonuclease P RNA binding. Gene Ontology annotation, cellular component: ribonuclease P complex; ribonuclease MRP complex.
ACGGAUGUUAUAGACCCCGACGAAGUAGAAGAAGAAGGAAGCGGAAGAAGAGAUUGUUUUGGAUUCGCAUGUGUUUAACUUGUUCCCUAUUACUGGAGCCUUAGGGACUAUUGGGUUGAUUUCUACACUCCUAAUAACAGAGCAAUGGAGGAAGCUCUCGUUCGAGCUGCUAUUCCCGGUGACCUGGUCAAGGUUCUAGGUGUCGAGUCUCAGACCAGCCGCAAGGCGGCGAGCUUCACGGAAGCCUUCCUGAAGAACAGCAUCCAGCAGCCCUCACGUCUUGAUCUGAAGACCAUGCUGAGCCACAAGGCCGUGAUUCUGGACUACGCCAGGCCUAAGAACGACAAGACGAAGCGGAAGAGCAAGAAAGCCAAGGGACUAAACGCACGGGACAAGAGGAAGAUGAAGAUCUUCCAGAUUAAACCUGAGCACCAGAGAUACGAACUUUUCCUGCCUCUGCAUGAACUGUGGAAACAGUACAUUGUUGACCUGUGCGGUGGACUGAGACCAAGCAGCAAUCCACAGGUUGUGCAGCAGAAGCUCCUGAAGGCAGAUUUCCAUGGUGCCAUAAUCAAAGUGGUCAGGUCUACAUGUCCAUCCUAUGUGGGGACUACAGGAAUCUUAGUGCAGGAGUUCAAACAUGUCUUCAAAAUCAUCACCAAAGAGGACAGGCUCAAAGUGAUCCCUAAGAGGAACAGUGUGUUUGCAGUGGAGAUCAAUGGCUUCGUCUCACACAUCUAUGGAAGCAAGUUUGAGCAGCGGGCCAGUGAACGCUCCGCCAAGAAGUUCAAAGUGAGAGGAACCAUCGACCUGUGACAACACAAUCUCCCUCAUGUGUUACCUCAAAAAGAAAGACGUUACAUAUUUAUAGAUCUGCUUCUGCCACUGGCCACCAAAGGAACUUUAACAACGAUGACUAGUUCAUUUUGCUGCAUGUCUAUGAUUGUCUCAUUUUGAGGGGGAACUCUAUAUUUUUUUUUCACCUGAGUGCAGCUAAUUUAGGAGCACAUGCACUAUAUAUAACGUCAGUUAGGUAAUAGAUGCUGAUAAGGUAAGAAGUACAGUAUCCAGAAUUCUGGGUGUUUGACUCAAAGCAGACACCUGAUCUGUAGAAACCUAGGGUUUCGCUGCAGGUGCAUACUGAACAUGAGGCUUAGCUAAAAGUCAGUGAGUGCCUGAGGCUCCCCUUCGAAGGCUGCUGCUGUUUUGUUACAACUUCUGUGUCAGUCCAGGAAGUCAUGUGUUUUCAUAAUAGUCUCUCUGUGAGAAGGCUAGAAAGAUGCACUAGCCUUUGUUCCAUUCUUUUCAGAGCAGAUAAAUGCUGUCCGCCGUUUAAUAGAGCGGGUCAUUUAACCUGAUUAAUUUCUGUUCAUGGUUGUUUUCCCCAAAUCUUUCAUUAAAUUAUACUUUUUCAA